Anopheles coustani is the source of this 2994-nucleotide messenger RNA. Its product is annotated as MOB kinase activator-like 2. Gene Ontology annotation, molecular function: protein kinase activator activity. The record is from RefSeq and is a predicted model, not a curated record. Gene Ontology annotation, cellular component: nucleus; cytoplasm. NCBI's taxonomy places the organism in Eukaryota, Metazoa, Arthropoda, Insecta, Diptera, Culicidae. Gene Ontology annotation, biological process: signal transduction; positive regulation of protein phosphorylation. The transcript is spliced from 7 exons. The coding region runs from base 1383 to 2666 and encodes 427 amino acids.
CAAUCAAAGUAGUGCUGAUGAUAUGCUGAACGGUUUUUCGCAUCGCGUACACGCAAAAUUUACGACCGGGCGUCCAGCAACAGCAUUACCAGUAGCAGAAACGGUGGCAGUGAUAGUACACGACGAGGUCGAGCCCGUAACCCCGCAGGUUUAUCGUCGAACAAAUUGGUCACAAAUCGGAACGGCAAUAAGUCGCCAUCCACACAAUAAUUGUGGCUGGCGUGCAAAACACGGCUGGGACUGAAUCGUUACUACUCCGUGUACCCAUCACACGGUCACUGCUUGUCCCGGAGGAGGCUGUAUGCUGCUUCUAUUGAAACACUGGCAUGCUCUGUGUGACCGGGACGGAACGGAAAGAUUGUCGUCUGUUUUGACCGCCAGCCGCCGCGAUACGAACCCGCGCGUGGUGUGAGAAGUGACCGACCAGUGUGUCAGCAGCCACCGUGUUCGUGUGUGUCUGUGUGUGUGUGUGCGUCCGAAAUAAAUCCUUUUUUCGCGUGAAAAGUGUCACAAAGUCGCACCAGCUGAUUUUCCGCGUGUGUGGAAAACGAAAUCGAGGGAAAGAAAAAUCAGUUCUCCACCAUCAUCGCUACCGUGGGUGAAGUCGGUUAGUAGGUAGGAGAAGGAAAAACGUGUCCUCCCUGCUGUCCGCAUCAAUGAUUUGCGUUACAUAAAUGGUGAAGAGCACAUACACAUACCUGCACACAUACACCCACACACACAGGAAGUGAGAAUAUCCUCUUGGCGAGCAACAGCUGUUGCGAUGAAGUGAGCCGUAUUUAAAGUGAGCAGGUGACCCUUGUCGAAAGUGGUUCGUUUUGUCCUGUGUUCCGCUUAGUGCCCCAUAGUGCUGGUAUUGUGCUUUGUGUUGGAAAUCGUGUCCAGGUCCUUUGGAAUGUAUCGAUCGUACUAGUGAGAGUAUUGAGAAAAGCAGCAGAGGAAAACCAAACAACAUAAAUCUUCCACUACCCAAAGGAUUACCUAUCCAGCGUCGAGCACUAGAUUCAUAAAGGUGUCACCAGUGAAUUGCGAAGAAACAGCAGAGCGCGACUAUUAAAGGACCGGUAACGGAAGGACAGCAGAAAGGAUAGUUCGGGCUUCCUUUUAUCGCACGCGGCUAUACGUCUUUGAGCUGCGAAGAGGUCACAUCAACGGUAGUGAACAAGUGAAGAAAAUUACACCGUCGGACAUCCGGACGUCCCGGAAACUGUUUGAGUUGUAAGUCAGCUAGAACUUGUCCGCUGAUCCUCGGUCGGUAUUUACCCCGAGGCGCAUAUUCUUCAUCGCCGUCGCCAUCGUCGUCGUAACCGCCGCCCGCAGCCGGUAAAGCCGUCAAACUGGAGCGACUCCCAGAAUAUCUGCGCGACACGGUAGACUGGUUUAUGGGAAAAGCCCGACGCAAGGAACGAGACGGGGACUCAAACCAGGGCGACACAAAACUUUACCUCGAGGAGGGGCUACUAGAACGGAAGCUGCCCGAUGCGGAUCUGCGAUUAUUAGUCGAUCUCCCCGCCGGUUUGGAUUACAACGAAUGGCUAGCGUCGCACACUCUUGCGCUAUUCGAGCACGUCAACCUAGUGUAUGGUACCAUCAGUGAAUUCUGUACUCCGUCCGGCUGUCCAGACAUGACCGGUCCAGGAACUAGGAUGUACCUCUGGUUCGACGAGAAGGGCAAGAAGACGCGGGUGGCGGCACCACAGUACAUCGACUACGUAAUGACGUUCACGCAGAAGACGGUCAGCGACGAGUCGAUCUUUCCCACCAAAUAUGCCAAUGAGUUCCCUAGUUCGUUCGAGAGUAUUGCUAGAAAAAUCGUACGCUUACUGUUUCAUGUGAUCGCGCACCUGUACGCGGCCCACUUCCGCGAGGUCGCCCUGCUCGGACUGCACGCGCAUCUCAACCUCACCUUCGCGCACCUGACCGCGUUCCAUAGGCGAUUCAAUCUGAUAGAACCCAAAGAGACGGAAGUCCUGCGCGAUCUGGAGAUUGCGCUUCGCCUGACCGACGAUCCGACGGCGCCGAACGCCGACAACAGCAGUGCCUCGAUCGCGUCCACGACCUCGGCCUCGACCGGCACCACCAACACGUGCUCGUCCUCGUCGACGUCCUCGACCGCUUCCUGUUCGCCUCCGCUGCUGCAAACCGCACCGGGCACGGGGACGGGGACGCCGGCGGCAACGACGAUGACGGCGGCCACGACGUUGCCGACCAACAGCAACGCCUCCUGUCCCUCCCCUCUUCCUGCCUCCUCCACCAACAGCUGCAGUGCGGAGAACAAUAAUAGUAGUAGUAGUGAUAGUGGCCCGGCGGCCGCCACCUCCGUGCACCUCCACGCGCUCAUCGAUGGGGACGCGACGGCACAGCCGAUCUGCAAGCAGCCGCUGGAGUCCGGCGGCAGCAGUGUUGUAAAUAGUAGUAGUAAUAAUCAUCAUAACGCCGGUGGAAAGGAGCACCAUCAUCAUCAGCACCAUCAUCAGAUGAUGCAAACGUGCGGUGGCGGCAGUGGCAGCAGUACAGGCAGUGUCGGCGUAUCUGGAUGUGGCGUCGGUUACAGCGUUGUGGGCGGUGGUGGUGGGGGUGGAGGAGGCGGCGGCGGCGGUGGUGGUGGUGGACACUCGGGCGGGGCAAACUGCCAGCAGUCGUCCAACACGCAAACAACGGCAUAGUGGAUACGCUGGACUGCGAGCGUUGGCGCCGGUGCCGGAACCAUGUUCCUGCUGGGCGGGGCUGCGUGCUGUGGGGCCCUCCAGGUACCCACCCAAAUCUGACCAAAAUGUGAUCUUACAACAAAAACGCAAAUACAGAAGAAAUAGCGGGGAUAAGGGGAGCGCACGUGCAGAAGGGCACGACAGGAAAAAUGGCGAAGACAUGCGAAACACAAAGCGAAGGAAAACAAAAAUCUGAAAACGAACAAAAAAAACAAAAACACAACCCCAACCGCCAAGACGGAUGCAUAGGAAAGCCAGCCACCGGACUUGGAGCAGAGACAGAUUA